AACAACUCAAUCUCCUGUCUUUUCCCAAAGUGCAAUUCAUACCUUUUGACUGUGAUUCGCGAAAAAAAAGCUUCCAAAGCUCCAAAAGCUCAGAAGGAGCGUGCCCUUGAGACUAAAUUGAAAUUCUACAGGAAGUGCUCUUGAGGAUAAAGGAACGCCAGAUAAUUCAGUGAACACACAAAUAAAAGGAUACCGUGCUAUAAAAUAUCCUGGAAGUGGCGAACAUAGCUGGGAGAAUCUCCCACAUAGUCUAUUGCACCCAGAUAAGACGAUAAGAGGAAUACAACAAAAUGCAGAUGAUGGGAAUCACAUCAAUUUGGUGGCUCUUCCUCGUGUUCAUGCGCUGCAGUGGUCUCCUGGCCAUAUCCAAAGGUCGCGAAAGUAGCCGAGUAGCCCGAAGUGGAGGAUUUCCCAAGUUUCCACUAGAUGACACCGGGCGUCCCUAUGAGAUGUUCCCGGACACUCACCCUCGGGGACCAUGGACUCCAGACAAACCCUUCGAAUGCGGCACCCGCUACAUUCGUUUCCAGCCACAACGGAAGGGGCGAAUAAUUGGUGGAACUGUACCUCCUUAUGGUGCCUAUCCAUGGCAAGUGGAAAUCCAGACUUUCCACUAUGAACGGACAAAUUUUGAACAUCACUGUGGAGGAGCUGUUGUUGGAGAACGUCUUGUCCUUACAGCAGCUCACUGCCUUCAGGUUCCUCAAUUAGAAUACCUGCGUGUUGUGAUAGGAGAUCACAGUCUCAAAGUUCGGGAUCUCCAUGAGCAUAGCUUUCGUGUUGAACGUAUCCUUGUCCAUCCACAUUUUCGUAAAAGCGGUCCUUAUAGCAACGAUAUCGGCAUUAUCAAAGUUCGAGCUUCCAGUGUUACUGGAAUUGGCUUCAACACCCACGUUAGACCUAUCUGUGUCCCAGGUCCGGGUCAGACACCCCCACCUGGAUCCUGGUGCUCAGUCACAGGAUGGGGUGCACAUAAAGCUGAAGACGUGCGCAGUGUGGCGUCAACAUUGCGAGUGGCCGCGGUGCCCCUUAUGGACUUGGACACAUGCCGCAAGAGCUCAAUUAAUGGUGGGCGACAGCAGCCGAUUCUCGAGUCCAUGCUCUGCGCAGGCUUCCUCCAGGGUGGCGUGGACUCGUGUUCCGGUGACAGCGGCGGGCCCCUGGCCUGUGAACACAAUGGGCGCUUCUUCCUGGCCGGACUGGUGUCCUGGGGAGAUGGAUGUGCCAAGAAAAAUCGACCCGGUGUAUACACACGCGUCGAGUCCUUCCAGCAGUGGAUCAACGAAUCCAUGGAGAUCCUCGAUAAGGACGAUUAGCCCACCAGUCCAUCCUAUCAUCGAAUACAUCAUUUUCAUUCUCAUUGUUGUGCGUUUCGAGAGUAAAUUAUUGCC
Messenger RNA from Phlebotomus papatasi, 1391 nucleotides. Its product is annotated as serine protease 33-like. Gene Ontology annotation, biological process: proteolysis. The transcript is spliced from 5 exons. Lineage: Eukaryota; Metazoa; Arthropoda; Insecta; Diptera; Psychodidae. The record is from RefSeq and is a predicted model, not a curated record. The coding region runs from base 291 to 1316 and encodes 341 amino acids. Gene Ontology annotation, molecular function: serine-type endopeptidase activity.